Messenger RNA from Aspergillus fischeri NRRL 181, 330 nucleotides. Its product is annotated as BolA family protein. Bases 1 to 330 code for a protein of 109 amino acids. The transcript has 3 exons. Lineage: Eukaryota; Fungi; Ascomycota; Eurotiomycetes; Eurotiales; Aspergillaceae. The record is from RefSeq and is a predicted model, not a curated record.
AUGUCAUCCACCUCCACGACACCAAUGGAAGAUACGAUCCGCGAAAAGAUAACAGCCGCCUUCUCCCCCUCAACCCUCAUAAUCCGCAAUGACUCGCACCUGCACGCGCACCACGCCCCGAUGCAAGGCGUAACUUCGAAAGAGACGCAUUUCCAUGUCACGAUCACAUCCUCCGCUUUCCAGUCGAAGAUGCAGCCUGCGCGGCAUCGGAUGGUCUACUCUCUGCUUAAGGAUGAGAUGAGCCGGGAGGGCGGAAUCCAUGCUUUGCAGUUGCGGACGAGGACGCCAGAGGAGGAGGAGCGGGAGAAGGCUAGACAGUCGCAGGCUUAG